This is a messenger RNA of Archocentrus centrarchus (flier cichlid), 2880 nucleotides long. It is a transcript of the gene mpnd, whose product is annotated as MPN domain containing. Lineage: Eukaryota; Metazoa; Chordata; Actinopteri; Cichliformes; Cichlidae. The transcript is spliced from 13 exons. The record is from RefSeq and is a predicted model, not a curated record. Bases 666 to 2030 code for a protein of 454 amino acids. Gene Ontology annotation, molecular function: protein binding; metallopeptidase activity.
UGUGCUUCGUUUCGGAGAUAAAGAAGGAACAUCUCGGCAUAUAAAAGGAAACAACACUAAUACAUAGCGCGGAGAGGGGCUGGGUCAUAGUUUAACAGCAUGUAAAUCAUUUUCUUUAGCUGCUUUGUGGUGUUUCUCACGGGCAAAUGCCACAUAAUCUUGAGGACGCACUUUUAAUCUGCCCAACAAACCAAAUAGCGGCUGCUUCACGUGCACGGGGCAGCGACACUUGAUUUUUGCGGAGGAAAAGCGCAGACGCAGCGCUGCAUUGUUUAGAUUUAGCCAUUUCUUCGACCCCCGCAUGAUUUCUCUAUCACAAUAAGUGUUGUGUAGUAAUGCAGCGGGUGUGGAUGAGUAAAUAACGGCAGACAGACCGGCAUGGCACGUCAGACAAACCCGUUUAGAAGAACACAGGGAGAGUGACAAGGACGGGAGAGGGAGAAAGAAAGGGGAGGGGAACUGACAUUAAAGCAACACAACAAGGAAACUACACUGCACAGCCACAGACGCCUUCAUUUUAUGUUUUUGAAUAAUAGCCGGAGCUAGUGUGGCGAAGUGUAUCUGUGAAAUCUGCCCGGAGCUCAGCCCCGGACCGCGGCUGCCCCGAAAAGGAGCAGCUUUUCACCGAGUUGGAUUUAAAGGCGCUCUCCGUCGCUUUCUGAGAUAUGGGAUCAGAGCCACCCAGCUCUCCACAGGUGGUAGAGGACGGAGGAGAGGAGGAUGAGGAGGAGCUGAGCGGAGGGGAGGAGGCAGACCUGCGGUCCAGCUCAGGCCGGGGCUCCCUGCUGACCCGGAGAGGCAUCACCCUGAGGGUGCUCCUCAAGGAUGGCCUGGUGGAGCCAGGGGAUGGCGUGUUAGCCAUACACUAUCUGGGUAAGAACUUUGUAGGAGACCUGUUGACUGAUGGGAAAAUCCGAUGGGUGGAGACAGGCCAGAUCUUCAACUCCCCCAGUGCCUGGGCAACACACUGUAAGCGUCUGGUCAACCCGGCAAAAAAGUCCGGCUGCGGCUGGGCGUCUGUGCGCUACCGGGGACAGAAGCUGGUUCAGUACAAAACCACCUGGCUGCACAAGUAUCAACCCAGCGCUGACAUGAGCUUGGUCAGUGAGGAAGAUGAUGACGAGGAUGAGGAGGAAGGGAAGGCAGCUGUGCAGGCAGAUGAGAAGAACAAGAACACCAAACCUGGAUUACAUGAUGUAAUGGUUUCACGGAGAACUGACAGAGAGAGAAUCCCUGUCAGAUAUUGCACUUUGGGCACCAGAGAUGCUGCCAGAGAUCCGCACACACUAGUGGAGCUGUCAGCCUUCUCGGCCAUCAACAGAUUCCAACCUUUCAAUGUAGCUGUGUCCAGUAAUGUACUGCUGCUAAUGGACUUUCAUUGUCACUUGACCACCAGUGAGGUGGUGGGAUACCUCGGAGGACGAUGGGAUACCAACACACAAUUGCUGACAGUCUUACGGGCUUUCCCCUGUCGGACCAGGUUGGCAGACAGAGACUCGGCUUCUGCUGUUGAGGAGGAGAUUUGCCAGAACCUGUUCAUGCGUGGGUUGUCGUUGGUGGGCUGGUACCAUAGUCACCCGCGAGGCCCGGCCCUGCCGUCACUGCAGGACAUCGAUUCCCAGAUGGACCAUCAACUGAGGCUGCAGGGCUCAAACAACGGCUUCCAGCCCUGCCUGGGCAUCAUCUGUGGUCCGUAUUAUCACGGAAAUCAAGGUGUGGCAUCUACAAUAACUCCAUUCUGGGUUGUACCUCCACCUGAGCAAAGGCCUAAUGACUAUGGCAUCCCAGUGGCUGUCGAGGUCACCUACGUGCAGGACAACUUCCUCACCAGUGACGUUCUUAACGAGAUGAUGCUGCUGGUUGACUACUACAGAGCAGCUCCUGACCUUGUUCAGUUCAGCCAGUACUGGUGUCCUGAUACGACCAUGAUGGACAAAAUUAAGGGCUCUCUGAGUUGCCACGCUCCCAAAGACCAGGCCUACUCUCAGAUAUUGGAGCAUGUCUACAGUCAGCUGAGUAACAUGCACUAAACAGAUCCGCACGGCAUGCGUGACGCGGCCGAGCCCCCUCUCAAGUCGUUCCACUUCAAGCACCAUUUUUUUGCUGAGCCUGCAGAAUUGGUGUGACUGACAGUGUGGCAUACAAUGUACAGUAAAACCUGCUUGAAAAACAUAUAGAUGCCUUGAAUGCUCAUAUGCUUGAGUGAUACUUAAUAGUAAUACAGCAUUAUCAUGAGAUCAAACACAUUUCGAUGUCUUGAAAUCUGCCCCAGAAAGUUGCAUUUACCAGAAGAAACCCAAAACCAAAAAGCAGCAGUUUAGAAAACAUGAGACUAGACCAAUAUUUUACAGUAGGACACGAUCUAGAAACAUUUUGUGGACUAGAAAUCAGCCUUUCUGGCCUUUUACCUUUUAUGCAUGGACCUACAGUAUGUGCCUAUCUGUGCCAGUAACCUGUGGCAAUGAGCAAAUAUUGGCAGAUAUGUACAAUUGCCUUUAUCGACUAAACCAAUGGAACAGCGUUUGAGGGGAAAAAAAGUGAAAACUAGCGCUAAAUCCACAACAGUGACCUAAAGUGUACUCUGGUUUUUUGAGUGCAUCAAAUCUGCUGUGCCACACAAGUUAAAUUUUUUUUUUAUAGUGUAAUGAAACAGGUAUGCGUGUUUCUGUUUGUGUGAGCUGUGUUGUGAAUGUGCCCGUCUACUGUCUUCCUGUCAGGUGAAGUGAAACAUGAGUCCUGUUGGUUAGGAACAGAGAUUUGCUUCCUUUUUACCUGUACUGUAUUUAUUACUAACUGUGGAUUGUAUAGAUACAUCUUUGAGGACAGAGGAAUGCCUUAAGCCUGCUGAUUGAUGAUCCACAAAGCAUUAAAAUAUACACA